Messenger RNA from Haliotis rufescens (red abalone), 2153 nucleotides. RefSeq names its product pneumococcal serine-rich repeat protein-like. The record is from RefSeq and is a predicted model, not a curated record. The transcript is spliced from 15 exons. The coding region runs from base 12 to 2036 and encodes 674 amino acids. Lineage: Eukaryota; Metazoa; Mollusca; Gastropoda; Lepetellida; Haliotidae. Gene Ontology annotation, biological process: proteolysis. Gene Ontology annotation, molecular function: metalloendopeptidase activity.
CAUCUGCGAUCAUGUACGCUCUAGCUUUUUGCGUCUUAGUGUCGUCAGUUGUUGGUCUGCCGCAUUACAAUGGAAACAUCCGAUCCGAUACCGAGUUUGUGACCAUUCGACAUCUUCACUCUGAACAUGACAGAACCAAGAGAGACACAUCCGGAAUGCCUGACCGUAUUGUGCUGAGCUUUGAACUCAGCACUGGAAGUAUGGUCUUUAAUCUGACGAAAUCGGAACGUGACCAUCACGAUAUUCCAGUUGUAGUUCGACGGGGAGAGAUGGCUUUUAACAGGGAUGUCCAAAAGAACUAUGAUCAAGCCAUCUAUAAAGACCAAAGUCAAAAUGCUGCGCUCAUGGUUGAGAAGAUUGCAACGGGUGAUUACAAAGUUGCGGGGUUGUUCCACAUCGGAGAGACGCCCUACGACAUCUGGCCUGAACACCGACACAAGAGAAGCGUUCGAAGCGUUGUCAGCGCCGUUUUAAACAUAGAUUUUACAGCCGAUUCUGUCCGCAAUGACGUCUACUGGAAGAGGAAGCCUGAAUUCGACAGGCAGAUGGAGCUCCUGAAAAGCUCCCAAGGACGCCAGAAGAGAUCCAACGUCCAGCAGCAUAUUCUCGAACUGUGCUUUUUCUCUGACAGUGCUGACUGGAACAUGUUUCUUACUAACGCUGGUGGUAACGCUGUUCAAGCUGAGGCCGACCUUCGACUGUAUUAUUUCUUCAUAGAGCAAGCCAUGAAUGUGAGGUAUGCGAAUCUGCCCCCUAAUCAGGUGUGCGUACAGGUGCAGGUGAAAGGGAUCACAAUAUUUAUGACGGCAAAUACACCAUCCUGGGUUUUCAACUUCGUCAACGCAGGAGGUAACAUAGAUGUUUCCGGUGGCAUACGUGAGAUGUCGGGGGAGACGCCGGGGACAACAGGAGCGGCAGCAGAUCAGGGAACGGCGUGUGACCAUUUUAUGCUUUUCUCUGGACGAAACCUGUUUGGUAAUAACACUGGCACGCUGAUUGAUAUAAAUGGUCUUGCCCUGCAGGGCGCAGCGUGUUCACGUUUAAGUGUGUCGAUGAUAGAAAAUGACAAAGACGGAUCAGUUUGUCUUGUAGCUUCCCAUGAGCUCGGCCACUCUCUAAAUGCUGAACACGAUAUUGACGCUGGCUGUAACGAUGCGGAUGGCUUCAUCAUGGCAACACGUUUUAGUGCCCCCGCUGUUCCAAAUCCGGGCAACUUCUUCAGAUUCUCCACUUGCUCCGCUGUCACCUUUACCGCCUUCUUCAAUUCACUGAACACCCGGAAUACCAACUGCGCCUUGGUAGCAAAUGUUCCUGGAGGGCCAGUUCUUACCAACAAUGGAUCGAUUGCUGGGCAGCUCACCGAUGCUGACGCACAGUGUGCAAGGUUUAUGCCUGGAACGCGUUUCUGUCGGUUAACAGCUGCCUUUCUAGGAAUAGAUGCCAUUUGUCAAAGGAUUGCUUGUGGUGCGAAUACUGCUCCUGGUGGCAUAUGCCAGUUCAUGGUGCCCCUUGAUAGAACCAGUUGUGGUAACCAGAGGUGGUGUGUACAAGGCCAGUGUGUGACAGACAACGCAGCCCCUGCCAGAGCAGUCAAUUGCCCUCAGGGUGAUGAUCCAGGUGUCGCCUGCACUCCAGCCCUUUGUGUAACGGAACCAGUGAGGUGCUGUCAAACAUGCGGAGUCGUGCCAACCACUGCGACAGCUACCACUGCGACAACAACCACUGCGACAGCUACCACUGCGACAACAACCACUGCGACAUCUACCACUGCGACAACAACCACUGUGACAACUGCCACUGCGACAACAACCACUGCGACAGCUACCACUGCGACAACAACCACUGCGACAUCUACCACUGCGACAACAACCACUGUGACAACUGCCACUGCGACAACAACCACUGCGACAGCAACUGCAACAACUGUUAUUACGACUUCUACAGCAACAUCUACAACAGCAGCGACAACAACUGGCACCACUGUCGCGGCGGGGACAGUACUUUCCGUUCGAAAUUUGUUCAUUCUUUCAUGCUAGGUUUGAAGUAUUGCUGAUCUAUAUUUUUGGGCACUCCGACAUAUUGAACCGAUAGGCUUAAUGAUUUUGAGACUUGAUUUUUAAAAAAUUAUAAAUAAAGACAUAUCUGGAACUGCA